AUGAUAAAAAGUGACAUCUCAUCAACCAUGUCAAGGAUUCUUGACAACCCAGGACCCACUCGCCGCCCUGCACCGCAGGAAUAUAGGCUCCUGGCCGCCAGCCACGAGGAGGAGCUGCCCGGGGACCUGCAGUCUCUGUCCUGGCUCACGGCCGUGGACGUGCCGAGGCUGCAGCGGAUGGCAAGUGGACACUUGGACCUGGGUGGCCCUGGAGGGACACACACACAUCCAGGAGCUGUAGCCGGGGCAGCUGGCCCACACGUGGGAGCCUCCCCGGGGCCCCUGCUACAUGGCCCGGCUGGCCUGGCCCCCCCAGGGGUGUUGGGCCUGGGCUCCCUCGGCCACAGAGCCAGCCAGGUGGCCCAGUUUCCCGUGGGGGGCCCUCCCACUCCUGGCCUGCAGGACCCCCAGCCACUGUUCACUCCCAGUGCCCAGCCACCAUUCCCGAUCCCCCAGGGUGCCCAGCAGUGCCCUCCCUUGGGUCUCUAUGGCCCCCCGUUUGGAGCUAGACCUCCCUACCCCCAGCCCCGCAUGGCCGGGCACCUGACUCGGGAGGUGAACCCCAAACACUACCCCAAGCCCAUCUACUCCUACAGCUGCCUGAUUGCCAUGGCUUUGAAGAACAGCAAGACGGGCAGCCUGCCCGUGAGCGAGAUCUACAGUUUCAUGAAGGAGCAUUUUCCCUACUUUAAGACAGCUCCCGACGGCUGGAAGAACUCGGUCCGCCACAAUCUCUCCCUGAAUAAAUGCUUCGAGAAGGUGGAGAACAAGUCAGGCGGCUCCUCGCGCAAGGGCUGCCUGUGGGCGCUCAACCUGGCGCGCAUUGACAAAAUGGAGGAGGAGAUGCAGAAGUGGAAGCGGAAGGACCUGGCCGCCAUCCACCGCAGCAUGGCCAACCCGGACGAGCUGGACAAGCUGAUCUCUGACCGGCCUGAGAGCUGCCGGCGCCCCUGCCGGCCGGGGGAGCCCGAGGCCCCGGUGCUGAGCUGUGGUCCCGCAGUGGCCGUGGCCCCCAGCUGCCUGGCCGUGGCCCAGCUCCCACCCCGGCCACUGGUGACCCUGUCCCUGCAGGCCGUCCCCCUGCUCCACCAGGGGCAGCCGCUGACCCGCCAGGCCCCGGACUCGCCCGCGCCGGCCCAGACCCCGCCCCUGCCGCACCCCCAGGCCCCCGCUGCCAGGGUAUCCCUGGACUUCCCUGGCCUCGCCACCGACCUGAGCCCUGAGGUGGACGCCCUGGACCCCAGCAUUGUGGACUUUGCUCUGCAGGGAAACCUCUGGGAGGAGAUAAAGGAGGAAGGCUUUAGCCUGGAUGCACUGGGGACCUUCGGGGACACCCCGCUGGGCUGUGAGCUGCCCCCUGUCCCCCCCGGCGUCGACCAGCCCUUCCCAGACCUGCAGGUGACUGGGCUCUACACGGCCUACUCGGCUCCGGACAGCGAGGCCCCUGCCCCCCAGCACCUGGGCGCCCCGGGGAACAAGCCCAUUGCCCUGCUCUGAGA
This is a messenger RNA of Erinaceus europaeus (western European hedgehog), 1499 nucleotides long. It is a transcript of the gene FOXN4, whose product is annotated as forkhead box N4. The record is from RefSeq and is a predicted model, not a curated record. The transcript is spliced from 9 exons. Gene Ontology annotation, biological process: regulation of transcription by RNA polymerase II. NCBI's taxonomy places the organism in Eukaryota, Metazoa, Chordata, Mammalia, Eulipotyphla, Erinaceidae. Gene Ontology annotation, molecular function: transcription cis-regulatory region binding; DNA-binding transcription factor activity, RNA polymerase II-specific. The coding region runs from base 1 to 1497 and encodes 498 amino acids.